This is a messenger RNA of Scheffersomyces coipomensis, 738 nucleotides long. It is a transcript of the gene RSR1, whose product is annotated as Ras family GTPase. Gene Ontology annotation, biological process: signal transduction. The coding region runs from base 1 to 738 and encodes 245 amino acids. Lineage: Eukaryota; Fungi; Ascomycota; Pichiomycetes; Serinales; Debaryomycetaceae. The record is from RefSeq and is a predicted model, not a curated record. Gene Ontology annotation, cellular component: plasma membrane. Gene Ontology annotation, molecular function: GTPase activity; GTP binding; GDP binding. The transcript is spliced from 2 exons.
AUGAGAGACUAUAAAGUUGUCGUGUUAGGUGCAGGGGGUGUUGGUAAAUCAUCCAUAACUGUCCAAUUCGUUCAAGGGGUUUAUGUCGAAAGUUAUGAUCCAACUAUCGAAGAUAGUUAUAGGAAACAAACUGAUAUCGAUGGUAGAGCUUGUGAUUUGGAAAUUUUAGAUACGGCUGGUGUUGCUCAAUUUGUAGCCAUGAGAGAAUUAUAUAUUAAGAGUGGUAAAGGGUUCUUAUUGGUAUAUAGUGUAACUGAUGAAAACUCAUUAAAGGAAUUAUUAGAAUUAAGAGAAUUAGUUUUAAGAAUUAAAGAUUCAACUAAUGUUCCAAUGGUUUUAAUUGGAAAUAAAUGUGAUUUGGAAAAUGAUAGAGUGUUAUCUAUUGAAGAUGGGGUUAAAGUAAGUCAAGAUUGGGGGUUGGUUCCAUUCUAUGAAACUAGUGCUAUGUAUAAAACUAAUGUUGAUGAAGCAUUUACUGAUGUAGUAAGACAAAUCAUGAGAAAAGAAGCAGUUACUAAUGCUGAAAAGAAACAACAAAAAGAAUUACAAAAGCAAAAGGAAUUGGAAUCACAACAAAAUCAACAUCUGCAACAACAAUCAAGUUCAUCAGGAACUAAUUCAAAUAUAAAUCUGAAUGGUUAUGAUCAUGGAUCUCCAGUCUUAAAUGCAAGAUUAAAACAAUCCAUCAAUGAUCCUUCUAAAACGGUAACAAAAAGUAAGUGUUGUACCAUUAUGUAA